AUGGUAAAGGAAACCGGAUCGUACCGGCCGGUUCAACCGGUAAAACCGGGAAUCCGACCAACAGCGAAACGAUACCCUACCAGCCACCUUUCUAUCGCGCCGGCCGAUUUAAUCGGCUUAACCGGCAUGAACCGGUAUACCGUCCGGUUUAAAUCAGACCGGCGGGGCUGCCACUAUGAAGGCACCCUCAAAGACAACAACAACGGCGGUGGCGGCGGGGCUGCACGCGAGUCGUCGGAGAGCACCAUUGGGACAGGGGCGGCGGCGAAGAGCCAGAGCCAGAGUCAGAGUCAAAGCCGCGGCGGUGGUGGGUUUGGAUUUGACUUCGAUUUGAAUCUGCCGGCCAGCCCUGAUCUGGGAUUGGCCAUCGGCGGCGGCAGCGUGGUUCAGAAACCUUCCCGGAGGAUCGACGGAGUAGUAGAAAACGAAGAAGUGGAGAGUCCUCUCCCCGGGAAGAAACCAAGAUUGUCGCUCGGCGUACAAGUCACCACCGACCUGAUUGGAAGUGUUUGGAAUUCACAGUUGUAA
Linum trigynum is the source of this 528-nucleotide messenger RNA. NCBI's taxonomy places the organism in Eukaryota, Viridiplantae, Streptophyta, Magnoliopsida, Malpighiales, Linaceae. The record is from the annotation of a GenBank genome assembly.